Photinus pyralis (common eastern firefly) is the source of this 1944-nucleotide messenger RNA. RefSeq names its product cytochrome P450 6j1-like. The coding region runs from base 14 to 1528 and encodes 504 amino acids. The record is from RefSeq and is a predicted model, not a curated record. The transcript has 6 exons. Lineage: Eukaryota; Metazoa; Arthropoda; Insecta; Coleoptera; Lampyridae. Gene Ontology annotation, molecular function: heme binding; iron ion binding; oxidoreductase activity, acting on paired donors, with incorporation or reduction of molecular oxygen.
AACAAUUGCCGACAUGACGAUCUGCAUUCUUUUGCUACUUUUAACGUUCUUAAUUGUAGUUUAUAAAUACGUGUCUUCCAAUUAUCAAUAUUGGCAGAAACGCGGAGUUCCACAUUUACCAGUGUCUCUCCUAUUUGGAAACAUGGGAGAAAGUUUAACCGGUAGUAAGUCGUUGGGACAAAUUUGCGCGGAAAUUUACAACGCGUUUCCGAACCACACGUAUGUAGGAUUCUAUAAAUCGCGAACCCCAGGAAUCGUUGUGAGGGAUUACGAACUGAUUAAAGACAUUUUGAUUAAGGACUUUAAGAAGUUUCACGACAAUGAUUUUUAUAUCGACGAAAAAGUCGAUCUGAUAAUGGGAAAGAAUGUUUUUACGUUGAGAGGAGAGCAGUGGAAGCAAACUAAAAGUCAACUAUCCCGCUGUUUCACUAGCAAAAAGCUGAAAACGAUGUUCCCAUUAAUGGAUGAAGUGGGAAAAGCUAUGAUAACGUAUUUAAAUAACAGACAAGAAAAUAACCAGUUGGACGGAUUCGACGCCAAAGAACUGGCUUCGGCCUUUGCAGUCGAUCUCAUAGCAAGUUGUACAUUUGGAGUGGCAGGACACUCGUUUGACAGCAAAAAAGGGGAACUGAAAAAAAUGGUCGGCGAAAUGUUUCCACAAUCUACUAUAAUUGCAUUGAAACACGUUAUCUUCUUCGUACUACCGUCACUUUCAAGCUUCAUCGAAGUUAGAGUGUUCCCAGAGAAACUAACCCGAUAUGUACGAAAUAUGGUCACUAAAACAAUAAGAUACAGAGAAUUGAAUAGCAUCGUAUAUGGCGAUUUUCUGGAUAUUAUCCGAGAACCAAUAAAAGAUAGUCGUCCCUUCACAGAGGACGAUCUAACUGCCCAUGCUGGAGGCUUCUUUGGAGAUGGUGUGGAAACCACUUCCAUUGCUACAAGUUAUAUACUGUACGAAUUAGCAGUUCACACUGACGUGCAGGAAACACUUCGGCAACAGAUCGAUGACAUUCUGUCCAAACACGAAAAUAAGUUUGAUUACGACAAUAUACUCGAACUGGAGUACCUGGACAAUGUUCUUCAAGAAACGUUGAGACUACAUCCGCCUUUCCCAUACAUGGCAAAAAUUUGUACAGAAACAAUCCAGUGGCCUUCUCCCUUAGGUCUGGGGAAGGGACCAAAUGUCACCUUGACGAAAAAUAUGCCCAUUUUCAUACCGGUCUACGGCAUUCAACGCGAUCAAAAGUUUUAUUCAGAUCCCAAUCAGUUCCGACCGGAAAGAUUUUCAACCGAAAACAAAGGCAUUAACCGUCCUUUUUUGUCGUUUGGUAGCGGACCAAGGCGAUGUUUGGGUGAGAGGCUGGGGCACAUUCAGGUGAAAAUCGCAAUUGCGUACAUCGUAGCUAAUUUCAAAAUCACUCUAAACAAGAAGACUAUUCUGCCGUUAAAAAUUGAUCCCAAAUAUUUUCUAAUGGCUCCCAAGGGUGGUAUACACGUUAACAUUGUUAAGAGAGAUGAAAUAAAAUGAGCUGAUACCAAAUUCGAAGUCGCCGUUCAUCUUAGGUUAGCUAAAAUUAGGAAUUACACAUAAUUACAAUACCAUGAGAAGAAAGACUGCAGGGAUUUAGAAGGGCCUGAAACUUUCAAACUGCCAAUUUAAGAAUCCAGGAAUUUUUGUGGAGUGGCACAGGCGGCCUUGCACAAAAAUUCCUUGUUCACUAUUAUUUUUGAACAAGUCAUCUAUCUGCUGAUCAAUUUUAAGCGUUGAUCUUACUUUCAUACUCUAAUAUGAAGACAACAUUUAAUAAAAUUAGAACACUUUUAAAUUGUUCUUAUGGAUGUGUUGCCAACUUUCCGCCUUGUAUUGGAUAAAUUUUGACAUUUAGAAAACCACUUAAAUUGGAGUUGUUACAUAAAAAUUAAAUUCCCAUUAAAUGUUAUUUU